Podarcis lilfordi (Lilford's wall lizard) is the source of this 31318-nucleotide messenger RNA. The record is from the annotation of a GenBank genome assembly. Lineage: Eukaryota; Metazoa; Chordata; Lepidosauria; Squamata; Lacertidae.
AUGCCAUCGUUCAGUACCUCACAAGUAUCAGCAUUCAUGUCCGACCUUGGAAGACCAGUCCUAGCCAGGUGAGUGGGGUGAGGGUCUUGUGUGUUAACAGUGGGUGGGGCAUUUAAAAAUAGAUAUUCUGUGUCUUGUGCAACCCCUGUUUGCCUUUUGUCCUAGUUUAUGGUGCGCCUUAAAUGUUGUUGUUAUUAAAAUAUACCGCCCUUCAUCUGAGGAUCACAGGCUGGUUUACAAAAUAAAAACACAAAAAUACACAACACAGGAACAUGCAAACAAAAGCAGUCCUGAUUGAUCUGCAUUGGCUCCCAGUACGUUUCCGAGCACAAUUCAAAGUGUUGGUGCUGACCUUGAAAGCCCUAAACAGCCUUGGUCCUGUAUCCCUGAAGGAGCGUCUCCACCCCCAUCGUUCAGCCCAGACACUAAAGUCCAGCUCUGAGGGCCUUCUGGCGGUUCCCUCCCUGCGAGAAGUGAGGUUACAGGGAACCAGACAGAGGGCCUUCUCGGUGGUGGCGCCCGCCCAGUGGAACGCCCUCCAAUCAGAUGUCAAGGAAAUAAGCAGCUAUCCUAUUUUUAAAAGACAUCUGAAGGCAGCCCUGUUUAGGGAAGUUUUUUUAUAUUUAAUGCUGUAUUGUUUUUAACACUUGAUUGGGAGCCGCCCAGAGUGUCUGGGAAAACUCAGCCAGAUGGGCGGGGUAUAAAUAAUAAAUUAUUAUUAUUAUUACUAUUAUUACUAUUAUUAUUAUUAACCCCCCAGCAUUAUCAGCAGUGCAAAUCACAGAUUCUCAUGAUUAAAUUGUGUAGCGGGUAUAUUCUUUGCGUGUGUGUGUGGGAGGGGGGGUUGAAUAGGUUUUGUUUUUUUAAGAAGCACACACCAAAAACUACCAUAAUCUCACCGCUAACAAAGAGAAGUCCACAAAAAAGCUGCAAAAUAUAUGUAUAAUAAACCUGCAGGUAUUAUUAUUUUUAUAUAAAUACAUAAACUUUUGGUUCUGGUGGUGUGAGGGACUUUUCUGGAAAGAACCAAGAAGCAAAUUGAAUUGGCCACUGAGUCUUCCUUUGGCCACAUCCAUACAUUUAAAGCACACAGCUUCCCGCAAAGAACCUUGGGAACUGUAGUUUACCCCUCACGGCGCCCUUAAACUACAGUUCCCAGGAUUCUUUUCAGGGGAAGCUGUAUUCUCAGCAACCUUUUAACGCUUUCUUGGAAUUCUGUCUCCGAACAAGGAAUGAAAGUGUUGCGUCUUGGCCCUCGGGCAGGGCUGGCGUCAACACCUGCCAUUCCUGGGCAAAUGGCAGGGCCCUUGCUAAUACUUGCCCAGGAGCCCUCUGAAAAACAGUUUCCUGGCUCGCUGCUCGGAGGAGCGUGGGAUCCAGACACGUUUUGAUCUCCCACAAUGCACUGCAACAAAGCUGUAUCGAGGGCAUUGGGAGUUGUAGUCCAAACCAUCUGGAGGGCGCCGGGUUGGGGAUUGUCAAAGAGGAGGAGUUAAGGCCCACAGGCAGCCAGAAUGGCGGGUAGUAAACUGUAGAUUGGAGGAACGACUAGGCCUACCUCGCAAGGUUGUGGAGAAGGCAACAUGGGAAGAUGAUUAUCUCAGUUCCCUUCCUUUAAGUGAAAUAUUUAUUAUUUUUAGUGGUUGUUUUAAUCACUAAGAAGAUUGAAAUCCUGUAGGUUGGAGUACAGCUGCUGCUUUAUCUUGAACAUAACGUGCAUUUAUUUUAUGCUGAUUUCAUAUGUUUACAAAACAGUGUAAGACCAAAGCGGUUUACGACGAAGAACACAUUCUAAACCCGAAACUGAAGAAACUGUAAGCCUGCUCUUUAUUGUUGAAUUGGAGCAAACUCUGCAAUUAAGAGCAGAUUUUCAAGGGGGAAAUUGCUCGAACCCAGAGCUCGGAAAGAUUCGCCAUUUGACAGACCUGCUGCUGGUUUGUUGUUGUUGUUUAGUCGUGUCCGACUCUUCGUGACCCCACGGACCAGAGCACACCAGGCACUCCUGUCUUCCACUGCCUCCCGCAGUUUGGUCAAUCUCAUGCUGGUAGCUUCGAGAACACUAUCCAGCCAUCUUGUCCUCUGUCAUCCCCUUCUCCUUGUGCCCUCCAUCUUUCCCAACAUCAGGGUCUUUUCCAGGGAGUCUUCUCUUCUCAUGAGGUGGUCAAAGUCUUGGAGCCUCAGCUUCAGGAUCUGUCCUUCCAGUGAGCACUCAGGGCUGAUUUCCUUCAGAAUGGAGAGGUGUAAUCUUCUUGCAGUCCAUGGGACUCUCAAAAGUCUCCUCCAGCACCAGAAUUCAAAAGCAUCCAUUCUUUGGCGAUCAGCCUUCUUUAUGGUCCAGCUCUCACUUCCAUACAUCACUACUGGGAAAACCAUAGCUUUAACUAUACAGACCUUUGUUGGCAAGGUGAUGUCUCUACUUUUUAAGAUGCUGUCUAGGUUUGUCAUUGCUUUUCUCCCAAGAAGCAGGCGUCUUUAAAUGCUGCUGGUUAGCAUAAACUUAUUCCAAGCUAGAUGGAUUGGUGCGGGCAGGCCUGUGAUCCUGUGUGACAGCGGUACGUGACAGGCCGAAAUCCAACAGGUGUAACAAGCUCUAGGCAAACACCUGUGUGCAGUGAUGAUGGAGCGACGCUCUGCUUUCUCUGGUAGCCUGAGUCAGAAAUGCCAGACAGCUGCAGGGCUUAACUUCUGCUGAAGCGAAGCCCCAGGACAACUCGUUUUUGUUGCUGGGACUCGCUUGGUGCCUGCCAAGUCCUAAUAAAGGUGGCCUCCGGCCCCACGCGGGAAAGAGCGCCUUAGUUUCCGGGUCUCGCUCUAAUCUGACUCUGAGCAUGUGCAGAGAGCUUCUGUUUCAGUAGAGAGUGAGGAGUAGCUUGUUAACGGAGAAAUCUGAGGGCUCCCUUGGACAAAAAACAAGGACACCAGCCAGGAAUACCAGAGCAAAACAGCAGCCAGUAGGCUUGGUCUUUAUUGAAGACUGUUGCGACAGGACUCCCACCUGCCUCAAGGUGGAACAAGAUGGAAGCCCCAAACAAAAGAGCCCCCAAACUUUUAUUAGCUGCUAAUCCCCAUGUUACACCCCCUAAAACUACAUCACUCAUACAUCACAGUUACAUCAUGAAAGGGAAGGUCUGGUGGCCGUAAUCUGAGCAUCCUGGACCCUGCCCCAUGGUUCUCUUUGCCCUCCACCAAACACCCAUCAAGUGUAACAAAAAUGAUAUUUACAUUUCCCUGUUUCCCAGCCAAGUUAAUCACACUCUUUUGUCUUCAUCUGGGUUUGUUAUUUCUGGAAUGGCUACCUGUCUGGCACUCAGGUAUCAGGAUGCCAGGGAUUAUCACCCAGGCAGAGGGGCUGCUGAGUAGCUGAGCUCACAGGUCUAUAUGAAUUUCUGAAGUUUUCCCAGUGAGCCAGUACAUAGAUACAUUUAUCAGUGAAUUCUUACAUUUGGUAUCGUGCAGCAAAGGCCCUUUGAAUAGAUAGGAAGAAACUGCGAUGAAGUGUUUUGUGGGGACAAAUCACAAAAGUCACAAAAGCGAUUGUGCUGGUUUUGGUAGUGGGCUGCAUGUGCAUGAUAUCUGAUGGAGGGGCAAACCCCCCAACCCAUACAUAAAUUCUUGCAACUAGCUUCAUCCUCUCAUGGAAGUGGGGAAUGUUUCCUGACAUCUAAGGAGAACCACUGCUGGUCCAGCCCAAAGGCCUACCGAGUCUAGCAUCUCAGAGCAGCUAACCAUAUGCCCCUGGGAAGCCCCAAAGCAGCCUAUGAGUGCAAUAGUGUGGUGCAAUGGUUAGAGUGUCGGAGUAAGACCUGGGAGACCAGGGUUCGAAUCCCCACUCAGGCGUGAAGCUCACUGGGUGACCUUGGAGCCAGUCGCCAUCUCUUAGGCUAACCUACCUCACAGGGUUGUUGCGAAAUGCUUUAUUGGCCAAGAGAGCCGGCGUACAGCUUCCAGGUCAUAUGGCCAGCAUGACUAAGCUGCUUCUGGCGAACCAGAGCAACGCACGGAAACGCCGUUUACCUUCCCGCCGGAGUGGUACCUAUUUAUCUACUUGCACUUUGACGUGCUUUCGAACUGCUAGUGUGAUGGCCUGGGAAUCCGAUUCAGAGGCUGAACCGGAGGAAUCCCAGCCUGCACAGGAGUCCCCGCCUCCAGGGCCAGCUGAACUGGGGCAGGGCCUUGAUUCUGAAGCGCCUGCACCUGUGCCGGUUCCUCAGGAGCAGGCACCAGGUGAAUCCACUCUGGUUCCGGAGGUGGUUGAGGACUCAGUGCCUACAGGUGAGUCUCCCCCUGGGUCCAGUAACCCUUCAGCCUCUCCUGAACUGCAGAGGCGAAGGGCAGAGAGGCGAAGGGAACUGGUUUCUCCCAGGAGGAGUUCUCGCCUUAAGGCCAGGAGAGGCGGGUCUCCUGGGGGCCGGGACCGCCCCUGGCCUCAGAGAAGAUAAAGGCCAGUCAGCCUGGUCCCAGGUUGCGGGAGCAACGUUGUUGAGUACCUGCUCUUGCCCGGACCCAGACCUGACCUUCCAGUGAUCCUGUCCCCGCCCGGCUUUCUGCUUCGGACCUCGCCUCGCUCCUUGGGAACUGUUUCCGGACCAGUGACCCAGGACCGGACUUUGACUACGUCAACGGUAACCUUCCCCCCGGGACCAGCACAGCUAGGUUGGCAGGAGCAGGGACCGAGCAACGGGAGCUCACCCCGUCGGGGGGAUUCGAACCGCCGACCUUCUGAUUGGCAAGUCCUAGGCUCUGUGGUUUAACCCACAGCGCCACCCGCGUUCCUAAUAAAUAAAUAGUAAAUAAAUAAAUAAUCUAGCACUCUCUCACUGCUGCACCUCAGGAUCUGGUAUUGAGGUUGAAUUCACACUGCCAGUUACUCUCCACUCUCCAAGUUUCCAUUGCUGGGUUUUUAAUCUGUGUCUCCACGCCAUAAAAAAGCAAUCGAUAAGUUUAGAUGGUGAUGAUGACGACGACAACAGCCCAAAACGCAUCUGCAUCUUGUAGCUUAUUAGAAAAUACUGCGGUUCGAUGCGUCGCUUCUCGAACCAGCUUUACGCCAGUCAGAGCCCAGAAGCCGAUCCCAAUUCCUCUCUAGCCAGUGUGCGGAAACCUCUGACAGUGCAGCAUAGUGGUUAGAGUGCCAGACUACAACUUGGGAGACCACGGUUCAAAUCCCCGCUGGACAAGAGAGAGAGAUUUCUUACAGCCUGUUCUACCUCGCAGGGUCGUUGUGAGGAUAAAAGGGGAAGCAGGAAGAAAACCAUGGAUGCCACCUUGAACUCACCGGGAGACAGAUAAAGACAUGUCCCGCCCCCUGUCCACAUACACACACACACCCCGGUGUGAACCCAGAUGGAAGUGAAUUUCUGGGAAAGUGCACACGCCCACAGAGUCAUGCCAGCUCUGUUCCUGGAAGCAACGCACAGCCAACUUGGCUAUGCCUGCUUUCGGCAGGGUUGGGCCUUAAAAAUUAAAUUCUAGCGAAAUGGAUUUUGCAAGCAGGUUAUUGGAGCAAAACCAGGCUAUCCUUUUGGGGGAGUUGCAAGCAGGAAGUUUUUUUUGUACCCUGGGGUGGGUGGGUGUAUGUGUGUCUUUGUCUACAAAUUCACACACCCUUUGUGGCCGAGUCUCGGAGUAAACUGAAAGCCCAAAACGUGGCUGGACAGGGGAGCAGGGAACUGCCCUCCUUGAACCCACCACCAACUUGGAGAGCGAGGCAGAAGUGGGCAAGGGAAGGAAGUGUUUUCCUUUUUGCGGGCAGGCUGCUAUGUGUUGUCUCCAAGGGGGAAGCGCGCUUGAUUUCCUACCCCUUAAAUAUAGAACAUGAAAUAAGGAAACGGCUGUCUCUCUAAGACUUUUGCUUAGCUCAAUAGCAAACGGCUUUUCCUUGAUGCGUGCGCUGACAGUUCGAUCUCCAGGAAUUCAGAGCACGUCCACUGCAGAUCAGAAGCCGAGACUGCUGACUACACACACUAUGCAUUUAAAGCACGUCCCCCCUCUGCAAAAAAAGAAUCCUGGGAGUUGUAGUUUGAGGGUGCUGGGAACUGUAGUUCUGUGAGGGGGUAAGCUGCAGUUCCCAGGAUCUUGGGCUGUGGUGGAAGGGAUGUGCUGUAAAUGCAUGCAUUUUGCCAGGGUAUGUGGUAAAAAGCGCCUACAGUCCCCCCUCCCAAUUUUUUUUAUUAGUUUUCACAAUAUUAUAAACAAACAAACACACACACAAGACAAACAAACAUAAAUCAUAGCCUUAUUGAAAAUUACAGUUAUUAACUUUAAGUGACUUCCUCGCUUCCCCUUGGUUGAAUUUCAUUUCAUGUCUUUUUAACGGUUUUCCAAAUCCCAAUUUUUAUGAAAUUUAACUUAAACAUUAACAUCCUUAGAUCUUCACCUUAUGGAAUUAAUAAUAAUAAUAAUAAUUUAUUAUUUGUACCCCGCCCAUCUGGCUGGGUUUCCCCAGCCACUCUGGGCGGCUUCCAUAGAAACCAAAAAACACUAAAAUAUCAUACAUUAAAAACUUCCCUGAACAGGGCUGCCUUAAGAUGUCUUCUGAAUGUCAGGUAGUUGUUUAUCGUUUUGACAUCUGAUGGGAGGGCGUUCCACAGGGCGGGCGUAUUAAUUAUUAAUACAUAUUAAUUCAUCACUUAACAUAAAUAAAAUCCUAAGCCCAUUAAGUAUCUGCAAGCUAUUUUCAGUUAGUUUAACUUAACAAAUUUAACUAAAUAAUCAUUAAAUUCAUUCCACUCUUCCUUAUACUCCUCCUCCUUCUGGUCGCGGACUCUUCUGGUCAGGUCGUCUAGCUCCAAAAAAUCCAUCAUCUUCAUCUGCCAUUCUUCUAUUGUUGGUAAUUCUUGGGUUUUCUACUUUUUAGCUAACAAAAUACGUGCAGCAGUUGUGGCAUACAAAAAUAAUUUAACAUCUUUCUUGGGCAAUUCCAAGCCUGUUAUUCCAAGAAGACACAGCGCCUACAGUUUUGGAUACAUCUGGCAGCAGAGAAAACCUGUCUUAACUUUUUGCAGCUUGCUAGCAAGCAGUUUCCUUGUGGGUGAAUGCAGAAGCAGCUCUUGAUUCGGAGAGCUGGUGCUGUUUUUGGCUUUCCAGAGCCCAGGAACUCUGCUUUCCUGAGGGAAGAUUUGGAACCCAAUCUGCUUUGGCCAAUCCCCAGGGUAUUUAUAAAAUGGAAAGGUCUGUCCUGUGCCCUCUCCACCUGGGAAGCCCUUUCCAGAUGACUUCAGAUCUGUAGCGGAAUAGUUGUACUUACUCAGUGGUGAGGAAAUGAUGCUCUGCACAAGCUCAGAGGCACGUUUCCCACCCUCCACCCACCAUGUGUUUGGCAUGGAAGACUGAUUUCUUUUUUUUUAUUAUUAAUUUUUAUUAAAUUUUCCAUUUUAACAAUCCAAUCAAAUCACAUUAAGUAUUCCAAAUUAUACAAAUACAUAUAGUCCAAAUAUUCUGCCAAAUUAUACAUUUUUGUUGGGGCUUCCCAUGCUUCAAGUUCAGCGGGGUUCCAAUCAUCUUACGUUUCUACUGCCUCGAGUUUCCAAUAGUUCCUUCUUUAAAUCUUCCUGUUGUUAUCCUUCCUUCUUUCACGGCCUCUGAGUUGUUUCCACAGGCGAGUUGAAAUAAACAAUAAUGUGCUUCUGUGUGAAAUUUGUAUGACUCUCCUUUUUUUUUUUUUUUUGCAGCUGGUAAGUCUGUUGUUUGCAGAAUUUCCUCACACGCUGGUGUUUAUGCCGAAUCAAUCCAAAAGUCCUUCUCUGGUGGCAGACGCCAUCUUCACUCAGUUCCAAUGAAAUAAAAUCUGGGCGUUUGCUCAUUAAUUUUCUCAGACAGGUUGCAUCAAACAUUAGUCUUUCUAGGGGAGAUUUGCCAAAUCCGACUUGAAGUACAGAUAUAAUAACAAAUUAAGAGCUCACCUCUCUGCAACACGUCCUUCUCCCAUAAUGGCAGAUCCCAAUUAAAAAAAUGCUUCACAUCAUCCUUCUCAGAAUCCGUCCAAAGUUUUCUGGUGUCUCUCCAGCGGCUAACAGGCAUGGAAGACUGAUUUCAAUGUUGCUUUUCUUCAACGCCAUCCGUAUUUGACACUUGACAAGUUCAGCUGGUUUCUUAAGAGCUGUGCAACUGAGAGCUAGUGCCUGAGUUUGCUUUAUUCCUCCUCCCUCCACAUCCAUUUUCCUUUUGUGCUGCGUCUUUUUGAUGGGAAGCUUGAGGGUCGGGAAGGCUGUUGUAUUAGUAAGCCGAUUGGGGAGCCUUUUAUCUGGCUGAAGGAGGGACGUUCAAAUGCUUCAGAUGAAUAAACCUUUCCUCAAAAAGCUUGAUUCAUGUUUGCUUUCUUUCAGGAGAAUAGCACUCUGUCUCCUCCGUCCGGUGGUUUGUUCGGUGUUCCGUUGCACUUGCUGCCCCUUUCGGAGCAUGUAGAAGGGGUGCCACAGUGAGUAACGUGCGACACGCACACCCCAGAUCACCAGCUCCCUGUUGCAAUGAGUGACAACCUUGUUUGAAUCGUGUGAGUCUUAGCCCAAGAGGAGCUCGCACCAUCUUUUCCCACAAUGCCAUGGAGAAAAUGCAGCACUCCUGCCUUAUGUCAGAGGAGAGAACCCUGGGUAAUUUUCCCAUACAGUGGUACCUUGGUUUACUAACUUAAUACCUUGGUGUUACGAACACAGGAGCCAGUGUGGUGUACCGGUUAAGAGCGGUGGACUCGUAAUCUGGUGAACCGGGUUCGCUUCCCCGCUCCUCCACAUGCAGCUGCUGGGUGACCUUGAGAUAGGCUUUGGGAAAAACUAAGCACCUUAAACAUAGACAGAUGUCUACUGUGUCUCAUCCACAGUUUAUAUGCAAACACUUGGGUCCGGGUUAGGUGUGACUGACAGGGCCAUUUAUCCAAGGAAAUCCAAACCUCCCAUGGUGUUAAACAAGGCUGCGUCCUUGCGCCUACCUUAUUCAACUUCUAUAUUAACUCCUGAGUAGGAAACAUGGAGAAAGAAAAUGCCCACCCCCCUAAAUUGGCUGGUACACCCCUCCUGGUUCUUUUAUAUGCGGAUGACGCAGUUCUAAUUUCCUUCUCCUGUGUAAGCCUAAGAAAACUUCUAAGAACUCUCACUGUUUAUUGUAAUGCUGAACAAUUAACAGUUAACUAUAGCAAAUCCAAAGUUAUGGUGUUUUCUAAAAAAAGAAUGAGACACAAAUGGAGAAUUGACAAUCGACCCAAAACAAAAAAACAACAACCUUGGGCUAGUCACACUUCUUUGAAGUCUCUCAGCCCCACUCACCUCACAGAGUGUUUGUUGCGGGGGAGGAAGGGAAAGGAGAAUGUUAGCCGCUUUGAGACUCCUUAGGGUAGUGAUAAAGCGGGAUAUCAAAUCCCAACUCUUUUUCUUCUAAUCCGUUCCAGAAGUCCGUUCUUAAACCAAGGUGUGUUUUCCCAUAGCAGCGGGGGACUCAAUUUACAAAUGGAACGCACUCAACAGGAAGCAAAACAUGUUCUGCUUCCAAGGCAAAGUUCACAAACCAAAACACCUACUUCCGGGUUUGCAGCUUUCUCAAUCCAAGUUGUUCAUAAACUAAGCUGUUCUUAAACCAAGGUACCAGUGUACAGUGGACGCUUGGGUUGCGAACGUGAUCCGUGCAGGAGGCCUUUAUCUGUUGACUCCCUCUCGUUCCAUAAGCAGUCGUGCCCCCUUAUAAUAGCCCAUCUCCAUAGAUUCCAUGCUGCUUCAUUGCGGCCUCUUUGCAUUUCAACCCAAGGUUCCUUGUGGACGCCUGCGAGUUGCUCCGACCCCAUCUUCAUGUGGAAGGGCUCUUCCGGAAAUGUGGAUCCAUGACUCGUAUCAAAGCCUUGAAGGUAAAACGCAGAGCUGGAGAUGUGCAGGAGCUAGAGCAUGGGCCCAAUCGCCUUCUAAAUCCGGCCCAUGGACGGUCCGGGAAUCGGCGUGUUUUUACAUGAGUAGAAUGUGUCCUUUUACGGUAUUUAACAUGCACCUCUGGGUUAUUUGUGAGGCCUGUCUGGUGUUUUUACACAAGUAGAAUGUGUGCUUUUAUUUAAAAUGCAUCUCUGGGUUAUUUGUGGGGCAAAGGAAUUCGUUCUUUUUUUCCCUCUUUCAAAAUAUAGUCCGGCCCCCCACAAGGUCUGAGGGACAGUGGACCAGCCCCCUGCUGAAAAAGUUUGCUGAUCCCUUAGCCAGAGGUUGCGUGUCCCCCCAAAUUUACCUUUCAUCAUGUUCCCAGCUCCUGGCACCUCCAGAAUGCCAGUCUUGCCAGGCUUCUCCUUCCUCCUGACGACACUGGCGGUGAGCUGCAGAUGUUUUGACAUCCCUAUCAGGAGAGAUUUGCUCAAGGAGAGGGGAACUUGAGAAAUCGCCUUGCCAGUAAAACAUUUUCGUUUUAUUUUUUUGCUCUUGUGAACUUGCUCGCUCUCCUACGCGGGAGGAAAAGGGGAGAGUUUAAAAUAAUCUUAGAUGGAGUGGAUAGGAUCUAUUAUGCGGUUCUUAAAAACAAACCAUUUUGGGGUGAGGUGGGGAGUGGAAGGUCAAAUAGGUUUGGGGCCAAUGUCAGUAAAAGGAAAUUACAGUUUCCUUUUACUGUGUUGUAUGCAAUGCUAGUCCUGCUCAGAGUAGAACCAUUGGAACAAGGGAACAUGAGUAAGCCAGGUCUGUUAGUUGCAGUAGGUCUGCUACUCUCUCCACAAACCCACCAAUACCUACAGGGAGGGCGUUUUUAGUUGCCUUUCCUCCUUUUAAAACUCUGGGUCGCUCGGCAAAGCUGGUCGGCAGCUGGAUUAGGAGAGGCAUUUCCUAAACAAAUGCAAACUCUUAACUAACAGACAAUUUGAAAAAGGACUUUUAGCAGAGGUUGGCACGGGCAAAUAAUUUGGAGUGCUCAGAUCUUGUCUUUGGGAGCGACUUAAGAUGUGCUUUCCAUGAAGUUAUUCCUAUUGUUAUUUAUUAAAUUUGAAUACCACCCUUCAUCCGCAGAUCUCAGGGCAGUUCACAACAUUAUACAUAACAGAACUUGCAUGCUGUUCCCUUGAAACUGAAGCACUUUGUAUUUUCAGGGUUCCUAAAUGCAGCUAAAAGCUCUGCUUUCCUGCUGACUAGGUGGUUGUUGGACGCUGGAGAGGGGGACCCAGCAGCAGAAAUAAUUGUGGGCCUGUUAUGUACUGAGUUGAAUGGGAUCCAAAAUGCAGCAGCCUGAUUGGUCCUAGAACAAUAGGACCAGUUCAGCAGGAUCCCACCUUCGUCGCCAGUGAAAUAUACUCAGAGUCAAGAGUGGAUUUCAUGCUCUUUAUUCAGCUCAUAGUGGUGAGGAGGAAUGGAAGUUCCCCCAGAAUGUCUGCUUUAUAUACAUUAUUUACACAAAGGGCUGCACAUGAUUGGCUAAUUCUGGGAUUCUCCUGUAGGCCAAUCGGGUUGUGGAUUCACUUCCACCUGGAGCUGGAUUGGGUGGCUCCUGCAGACCAAUUAUACUGCUGCUUUGUUCUAGGACCAAUCAAACUGCUGCAUUCUGAAUCCUAUUGUUCUAGGACCAAUCAGACUGCUGCAUUUUGGAUCCUAUUGUUCUAGGACCAAUCAGACUGCUGCAUUUUGGAUCCUAUUGUUCUAGGACCAAUCAGACUGCUGCAUUUUGGAUCCUGUUCAACUCAGUACAUAACAGGGCCUUUGACCCCUUUUGACCCCAGACCAUUGCACCACCAGAUACGAACUGUUGGGUCUUCCAGAUCCUCUUGCUGAUAACUCAGAGCUGGGAAAGUAGACCAAGGAAGCUGCUUCCCUGAAGGUUCGCCUCCUCUCCUUCUUCACAUUUUGCAUCCUUUCCAGGCCCGGCUGGAGGCUGGCGAGCGCUGCUUGGCAAUGGCUCUCCCGUGCGACGUGGCCACCUUGGUGAAGCAGUUCCUGAGGGACCUCCCUGAGCCCCUGAUCCCAGCUGGCAUCCAGGGGCCUUUGUGCCAGGUCCAGCAGCAAGAGGACAGCGACCCUCUGACUCUCCUGCUCACCUCCCUGCUGCCCCAAAGAAGCACCGAUCUCCUCCGCUAUUUCUUCAGGUUCCUGCAGGACGUGGCUUCCAGGUGGGUCAAUGGGGAAGGACCAGUUUGUGCCCUUAAUUCCUGCCCAGGGUUUGUCCUCGUUCUCAGCCGACAACCAGACCACCUAGCCACUCCAAGCUGUACCCUUAUCCUGCUUCCCAUUGUUCUGGUUCCUGAGAUUUCAGCGCACUUUGAUGCAUACCUUUUGCAACCAUAGCUGUCAAGCGUCCCUUAUUUGGCGGGACAGUCCCUUAUCCCAGCGCCAUGUCCCGCUGCUGUCCCUUAUUGAUGAUGUCCCUUAAAUUUCCCGGGUUUCAAAGGAAGCAGCUCCUCUCCCUCCCUCCCUGCCGAUCCGGGAGGAGGGAGGCUCCAACUGUGUUGCUUUUCUGCGUUGCUCACCCAAUAAGAAGUCUAAGAAUGACUGGGGGGUGGAGCUUGCAUGCCUUGUGCUGAUCAAAUCGGCUGCGUUGCCUGGGGACUCGCCUUUGCUCAGCGCUUCCCAGCGGAGAGGUGACGGUGGUUUUCCUUGAGGCUUGAGGCUUCGUUUGGCUGCUGGCUGGGCUUUCUGCCUUUGGCUCGGAGGGGCUCAGAAGUUGAACAUACCUGUGCUCUGAAAAUCCCUUAUUUUGGCUGCUGAUCCCUUAUUUUUGAGGCUGCUGGUCCCUUAUUUUCAAAUCUGUAAGUUGACAGCUAUGUUUGCAACAAAACAACACCACCACAAACUGGCUUAUAAGUAUAAAACCAAAUUUACUAGAAUAAUAGCUAGAAUAGAGAUAGACUUAUAACCAUUCAAAUAACAAACAUACUAAGGUGCCAUGUGCGAGACAAAGCCUGGAGAUACUGUAAACAUGGAUAAAUGUACAACUAUAUCUUAAGAAGUUACAUGUGCAGUAAACGUUAUACAGACUGGAUAAAUGAACCGUUCAACAAGCAGUGUAAGUCCAAUCACAGAACGGCAACCCCGUGCCGCCACAGCAGCAAGGGUAGCGCACUGGAGAAUAUGAAAAAGUUUUUCAAAGCUGUUUUUCAAAGAUUGGACUGGAUGAGAUAUUCUUCAAUGGGUCUUGAGCUGGAAACACAAAGCCGUGUGCAUAGAUGAGUCACGGGAAGGCAAAUCAAAGCCACGACCCUGAUGAGAAUAACGCAAGUGGGCAAAAGGAGAACAGUUCUCCGGAUAUAUUACAGGUUUCGCUACACGCUUCAUCAGUCCGAACAGCUGCAUGACACAAAAUAGCACUCCAAUUACAAUGUGUGGUAAACCAUAAAAAUUAGAAAAUAUCAGUCUCAUACUAUACCUUGGGACGCGGGUGGCGCUGUGGGUUAAACCACAGAGCCUAGGACUUGCCGAUCAGAAGGUCGGCGGUUUGAAUCCCCGCGAUGGGGUGAGCUCCCGUUGUUCGGUCCCAGCUCCUGCCAACCUAGUAGUUCGAAAGCAUGUCAAAGUGCAAGUAGAUAAAUAGGUACCACUCCAGCGGGAUGGUAAACGGUGCUUCCGUGCACUGCUCUGGUUCACCAGAAGCAGCUUAGUCAUGCUGGCCACAUGAUCCGGAAGCUGUACGCUGGCUCCCUCGGCCAGUAAAGCAAGAUGAGCGCCGCAACCCCAGAGUCGGCCACGACUGGACCUAAUGAUCAGGGGUCCCUUUACCUUUACCUCUGUCCACAUACCAGCAAGGCUACGUGUAACACCCACACACAUGCUAAUGAAAGAUCAAAAUAUAACCCGGCAUGGAGAAUCCCAGCUUUAGCACAAGUUACUAGACCUCAAGGCUAGUAGGUACAGGACAGAGGUACCACCCCCAAAUUCCUGGUUGAGGAGACUCCCUUUCUCCCUUGCCAAUCUCUUGUCUCCUCCCUUGCAAUCCCAGGUGCGCCCAGAACAAAAUGGACUUGGCCAACCUAGCGGUCAUCUUCGCCCCCACCCUCUUCCCCAACGAGGUUUGCAGCCAGCUGGACAGCAGAGCUGAGGAGCAGCUGCAGAGGCAGGCAGCCGUGGUCCACACUUUGAUCAGCCACGCGGCAGAGAUUGGUAAGUCCGAUGGGCUCAUCUGCACAGUCUCAAAAUUUGCUCCCCCCCCCCCGUUUUUAAAGGAACUGCAUGAUGUUUCUGUUAGAAUUCCUGCUCCAUGAUUGCAGUCAUGGGAUUGUUGUCUUUCACGACGGUGUAUAUUUUGACCCCACAGAGUGGGAAGUGACGGAGACAGGAUGUUUGUGUUACUGUGUUCCGUGAGGUGGGACUAUUGUCCUUUGUUCUUUUUCUCUUUGCUGUCUGAUGCUAGAGAGAGAGGGAGCCAUGUUGCAGUGCUCUGUGUGUUUUUAUAUGUAAAUAAAGUAGAUUAGCCAAAAUGCUGAGUUGCUGAGGUCUGUUCCGCAUGAUGCGCAAACUCUGCGGAUCCCUAAGGUGUCGGUGUUGGUUGCUGUGAUGUUCGGGCUGAAGAAAGCUUUUGAAGCUCCCGAAUGAUCAACCAGUCAGGCAUGUGUCUCUGCCAGGGUCCUACUCGAGUGUAGGCUGAGCUCCUAACAGUUUCUACUGAUGGUGCAAUAGGUCAGUCGAUGCGAUGCUAAAAACCGGCUUAACUGCUAGUAACGUAAAAAGGUUUUCUAAAUACUGAGCCGUGUGACACACCGUCUGCCGUAUGACAGUUUAUGGGCUAUUCCAUUUUCUCUUGUCUCUUAACUCCUCGUCUGUGCUGCUGCCCAUGUCUCUCUCCCCAUCCUUCACCUUCCUUGCCUCACCUCCUUUUUCCUGUUGUCCAUUUUUAGGUGUAGCUUCCUCUUCCUUCUGGGUGGGUUUACCUGGGAGGAAGUGCAGACCAGCCCUGAUUCUCAGGGAUGCAAAGCGAAAGUGGUGGUAAAUCCAGGGGCGCGGAGUCAUCUGGAAAAGAUAUGGUUGUCAUCUUGUGGUCCAAAGGAAGGCAGAGAAAAGGUGUUUGGCACCAGCUGGGCUGCAAAAGUUGCCAGAAAGAGGUGUACAAGGCGCCACCCAACCACCUUAGGGAUUCCACUCCAGAUUUGUGUAGGGUUUACUCCUGAGCCUUAGGGACGUGGGUGGCGCUCUGGGUUAAACCACAGAGCCUAGGACUUGCCGAUCAGAUCAUCGGUGGUUCGAAUCCCCACGACUGGGUGAGCUUCUGUUGCUCGGUCCCUGCUCCUGCCAACCUAGCAGUUCGAAAGCACGUCAAAGUGCAAGUAGAUAAAUAGGUACCGUUCCGGCAGGAAGGCAAACGGCGUUUCCGUGUGCUGCUGUGGUUCGCCAGAAGCAGCUUAGUCAUGCUGGCCACAUGACCCAGACGCUGUACGCCGGCUCCCUCAGCCAGUAAAGAGAGAUGAGCGCCGCAACCCCAGAGUCGGUCACGACUGGACCUAAUGGUCAGGGGUCCCUUUACCUUUUACUCCUAAGCCUUUACCUCCCUGAAGAUCCCCCACAAGGCAGCAGAGGUUUGGGGUCAGAGAUUUUCUCCUCCUAGAUGGGCUACCUUCUCUGGUGUAUGAGCCCCCCUUGCCUCCCCCAUCACUUUCCUCUAAAUGGAGCAUUAAACUAACCCUAUCCUUAAUGCUCUUUUUGACUUCUGGGAGAGGAGACACUCAUGGGAAUCAAACCAAUUUUCUCCCCAUCCCUAGUAUUGUCUAUACCAGGGGUCGGUAACCUUUUAAAGCAGGGGGCCAGUCCACCGUCCCUCAGACCUUGUGGGGGGCCAGACUAUAUUUUGAAGGGGGGGAAAUGAACGAAUUCCUGUGCCCCACAAUAACCCAGAGAUGCAUUUUAAAUAAAAAGACACAUUCUACUCAUGUAAAAACAUGCUGAUUCCCAGAUAGUCUUUGGGCUGGAUUGAGAAGGCGAUUGGGCCGGAUCUGGCCCCCAGGCCUUUGGUUGCCUACCCCUGGUCUACACUGACUGGCAUCAGUCUUAUACUAUACUAUACUAUACUAUACUAUACUAUACUAUACUAUACUAUACUAUACUAUACCAAAUGUCAAAGAGAAAAACAAAUACCAGACUUUUAGGAGACAUCUGUAAACAGCCCUGUUUAGGGAAGCUUUUAAUGGCUAUUGUAUUUUAAUAUUCUGUUGGAAGCCGCCCAGAGUGGCUGGGGAAACCCAGAAAGAUGGGCGGGGUAUAAAUAAUAAAUUAUUAUUAUUAUUAUUAUUACUACUACUACUACUACUAUACUAAUAUACAGUGGAGUCUUGGGUUACAUUGCCUCCAGCUUACGUCACCCUCGGCUUGAGACUGGCGCAAACCCGGAAGUACUGGAACGGGUUACUUCCGGGUUUGUGCCAUUUGCGCAUGCACAGAAGCGCUAAAUCAUGCGCGUGUGCGCAGACGAGAUGCUUUGGGUUGUGUCGUUUUCGGGUUGCUGCGGGGCCUCCGGAAUGCAUCCCUGCCGUAACCCCAGGUUCCACUGUAAUAAUAAUUUAUUAUUUAUACCCAGCCACUCUGGGUGGUUCCCAACAGAAUAUUAAAAACACAACCAAACAUUAAAAACUUCCCUAAAUGCCAGAGAUUGAACCUGGGACCUUCGGAAGCCAAAGUGUGAAUCCUAGGGUUGCCAUAUUUCAAAAACUGAAAAUCCGGACACAAAGCUUUUUUUGGCAAAGUUCUUGAGAUUUAUUUAUUUAUUUACUUACUACAAAAUCUCAAAAAAAGAGAAGUUUUUGAGCUGUUUUAAAGGAAAUUCACCAAAAAAAAUCAACACUUCCGACAUGGGUUGCCAUACAUCCAGAUUUUCCUGGGCGUUAAAGCAAUUUCCGCCCGGACACUGUUUCCAACAAUCGAAUCCCGGCUGUGUCCGGGAAAUCCCAGAUGUUUGGCAGCCCUAGACUAUCAAUUUCAGAUUGCCAACAAAAUGACUACCCCCUUCCAAAUUGUACUGAAGUGAAAUGUGUGUGGGUGUGUGGGUGUAGUUGAAAGUGAAUGUUUUGCAUGACCCCUAGUGUACGGCAUCUAAAAUGACAGGCUUGUUGAAAAAAACAAGUGUUGCUGAGCUUGUGUACUAACUAAAACAGCGAUGGCCAGACUUGGCACUCCAGCUGAAGGGGGAAGAAAUGAAUGAAUUCCUAUGCCCCACAAAUAACCCAGAGAUGCAUUUUAAAUAGAAGUACACAUUCUACUCAUGUAAAAACAUGCUGAUUCUCAGACCGUCUGUGGGCCGGAUUUAGAAGGCGAUUGGGCCAGAUCUGGACCCCAGGCCUUAGGUUGCCUACCCAUGCUUUAUGGGUUCCUUCAGGGUCACGCCCAUCUACCUGGUCACACGCAGGGGGAAGAUGCUCCAGACCAGGUGUGACAGGAAGUCCUCCUGGCUGGACCUACAUUCCCCUGCGUGUUCACUCUGGGGAAACAGGAAAUGUUGUAUUUGACUCCUUAUGUUCCAAUUUGAUUUGAACUCAUUUUAUAAUGAAUUGAUUUUAGAAUGCUGUAUUAUUUUACUGUUGUUAGCCGCUCUGAGCCUGGCUUUGGCUGGGGAGGGUGGGAUAUAAAUAAAUUAUUAUUAUUAUUAUUAUUAUUAUUAUUAUCAUCUCACAGAUAGAGAUGGCUUGGCCCACAUGCUCCAUGCUCUGGUACUCCAUGCUCUGGUAACUUCCGGAUUUGAUUAUUGUAAUUCCCUCUUGAUUUUCCCCCUCCAUCUCCCCUUGUGUCCAGGCACAAUUCCCGAGCUUCUCCUGGAAAAAGUCCAAGCCGCCUGCUCAGAUGCAGAAACCAAGAGACUGUCCCCACCAGGCCCAGAAGACGCUGGAGAAAAGCACGUCGAAGGGAGGAGGAGGAGGCGGAGGCGGCAACGGAGCAUGGGCAGUGAGUAUGCAAGACCAAACCCAGAUCUUCUUGGACAAUCGUUUGGCGCUUCCAAAUUUCUCUCUGGUUGGUGAAAUGCAGACUUACCUGCUUUCGAAGCAUUAAGCAUUCUCCAUGGUUUCUUCUUUUAGUUCGGAAUUCUGUUGGGUGAUGUCACGGGCGCUAGCCAGUAGGCUCCCUCCACAGCCUGACUGUGCUGCGCAUUUAACAGAGUCUGCCCACUGCACUUGAAAUGCUAUGUCUGCCGAGAGACUCUUGCCCAUGACACACCUUUUAUCAGAACUUCACCCGUGUCGGAAUUGUUUUUAAGAUGUUUUUUAUUGUUUUGUCAUUUGUUUUGAGUCCUUUGGGAGGAAUAGUGGGAUAUAAAAUUACCAUCAUCAUCAUCAGCUCUCGUCCCGCCCACCAGUAGCAUGUGGCCCCUGAAAGGUUAUCCUCAAAUGAAUACGUUCUUGAGAUUAAAAGGUUCUCUGCCCUUGUUUGAGGGUAGUGACUUUGCUUUUGAAGAAUUAUUUGGCGAGGCAGGGGAAAGUGGCUGUGAUGGAGGCUGAGUUUUCUUUAUCUGUUUUUCCGAGGGUACCAAACCAACAAAUCUGAAAAGUUGUUGACUUAAAAACAAACAAACAAAAAUAGCUUUUGAUUAUCAAGAUGAGAGCUGCAAACAAAAUUGUAUCCUGCUGGAAAAAACUAGACUGCUUCCAUAACCAAGCCAGGCUUUCUUGAUGUCUAGGCCUGAAUUCAAUUUCUUUGAAGAGAGGGGAAAGUCUCUACAGUGGUACCUCAGGUUACAGACGCUUCAGGUUACCUACGCUUCAGGUUACAGACUCCACUAACCCAGAAAUAGUACCUCGGGUUACGAAUUUUGCUUCAGGAUGAGAACAGAAAUCUUGCUCCGGCGGCACGGCAGCAGCAGGAGGCCCCAUUAGCUAAAGUGGUGCUUCAGGUUAAGAACAGUUUCAGGUUAAGAACGGACCUCCAGAAUGAAUUAAAUUCUUAACUCGAGGUACCACUGUAUAAGGUGGCUGUGAUGGAGACUGAGUUUUCUUUUUCUUUUUCUUUUUCUCAGAGGGUACCAAAUCAACAAAUCUGAACAGUUGUUAGAUUUUUAAAACAAACAAACAAACAAACAAACAAACAAACAAACAGCUUUUGAUUAUCAAGAUUAGAGCUGCAAACAAAAUUGUAUCCUGCUGGAAAAAACUAGACCGCUUCCAUAACCAAGCCAGGCUUUCUCGAUGUCUAGGCCUGAAUUCAAUUUCUGGGCCUCCUUUGCCCAGGCUUCUUUCUGUUCCGCCUCACCAACUUGUCCCGGUUUCCUGAAAUGUCCCUGCGACGUUUCAGCCCUGUUUCUCUUUCUCUCAAACUUUUAAACUUUUAACUCUUCCCAAGGAUGUUAUUUCUCUUCCAAACUGUUCCAGUAAUAACAGGGGAUGUGUGCUUCAAAGAAUGGCAUAGAGAAACAUCAAGAUUUGUCUGGAAUGCGAAAAAGCCAACGAUAAAAAAAUAAAAUUUUAACAGAUGUGAAAGAAAAAGAUGGAUUCUCACUUCCAGACUUAAAAUUGUAUUAUGAAGCUGCAUCCCUAAUUUGGAUCCGAGAUUGGAUCAAGCUAGAAAGGGAGGAAAUAACAGACUUGGAAGGACAUGAUAAUAGGUUUGGAUGGCAUGCCUACCACUGGUAUGGAAAAGCAAAAGUGCAUAAAGGAUUCCACAACCAUUUAAUAAGAAGAUCAUUGUUUAAAGUAUGAGGAAAAUAUAAAGAUUUAUUAGAACCCAAAACAUCCUGGUGGCUAUCACCUAUUGAAGCACUAUCACUUAAAACAUUGGGGGGGGGAGAGUGGCCAACAUAUAGAGAAUUGCUGGUUGCUGAACUAGAGGGAAAGUUAAAAUUGAAAGAAUAUGACGAAAUGAAAGAACAUCUUCAAAGCUGGCUGCAUCAUAGACAAUUAAAGGAUAUCUUUAAAGAGGACAAUAAGAAAGACUUCUCAUAUUCAAUGUAUGUAAUGAAUGAAAAAGAAAAAUGAAUAAAAAUUAUAUGUAUACAGUGGUACCUCGGGUUAAGUACUUAAUUCAUUCCGGAGGUCCGUUCUUAACCUGAAACUGUUCUUAACCUGAAGCACCACUUUAGCUAAUGGGGCCUCCUGCUGCUGCCGUGCCGCUGGAGCAAGAUUUCUGUUCUCAUCCUGAAGCAAAGUUCUUAACCUGAAGCACUAUUUCUGGGUUAGCGGAGUCUGUAACCUGAAGCGUAUGUAACCUGAGGUACCAAUGUAUAUAUAAAUAAACUCUUAACUCUUCUCUGCCUCUCUUUCUUCUCUUCAGACAUUGUCACCGAAGCCCUGAACAAGUUCAAGACCGGCCGAGCCCUUUGCGCUGCCCCUUCCCAGGAGAUUCGCGAGGGUGAGUGGACAUCCUCUUGAAUUUCAGUUUCUUGGGGUUUUCCCCUUCUUCUAAUCUUGAGCGCAGUUCUCCACAUUUCCAACUUAAGAACGCAAGAAGAGGCUGCUGCAGAUCAGGCCAAAGAUUCAUUUAAUCCAGCAUGCUGUUCUCACAGUGGCCAACCAGAUGUUUGUGGAAAGCCAGCAAACUCAACCCAAGCACAAUAGCCUUUUCCCCGCCUGCGGUUUCCAGCAACUUCAGAAACAUUUAUUGUUCUCAGUUGUGGAGGCAGAAAAGAAGCCAUUGUGGCUACUAGCCAUCAAUAGCCUUCCCAACCAGUUUGCAAUUUUCAGAAGUCCUCGUGAAAAUUCAUCAGGAUUCGAUAUCUUCUAAUGGACACAUUUCCCCUGAAAUAACGCAUUCACGUGUGUUUUGUUUUUGCUCAUCUGGACAUUUUUAUACAGACGCUUUAGUACUGGUUUUUGUACGCGUUACUCCACGGGAAACUGUAGCGCAAAAUUCGGAGAAGUGCAAAUUUCGAAGUGUUUCAGAUCCGGCGCAGUGAGCAAGAAGUUGAAAGGCCCUGCAGGCCGGGCAUUUAUCCUUGCCCUGGGCAUGAUGCCAAACACAGCUACUGGGCACCAUGCCCAGGGGAAAGCCCCCUAAAUUCCUGUCGCCAUUGGCUAAUUCAGUGGCAGGAGGACGAUCCGGCCUGUAAUCGGUCAGUUCACAGCCCCGCCUGAGGGAAAACAGUCCUUCAGAAAGUGCAAAUUAAGUCAAUUCGCCUUUAAAUGAGAACUGAAUCAAUUUAUUCCCUAUCUGUAAUGGGGGCUUAGGAUUGGGGAGAAGGGAGAUGGGUAUGAGAGCCAAAUUGAAGGAAUAAAUUUUCCAGAGCGCUCAGCUGAGGGAGAGAGCUUUUGAGUUUGCUGCUGGUUGUGGGCACCCAGUUGGCAACAGAUUUUUUUUUUUAAAUGAUAUUUAUUAAAGUUACAAAAAAUAGAAGAAAUACAAAAUGCAGAAAGAAGAGUAAAAAAUUUUUAAAAUACAACAAAAAAGUAAAGGAUAAAAAGAAACAUACAAAAUAAAACAGUUAAAAAGACAUUAAUUUUCUAAACCUAUCUUCUCUAGACUUAUUUCCCCGGACCUCCUCAUACCUCCCUUUUUCGUAUUCCAGUUCAGUUUGUUAGUUCAGCAAAUCCUUACCAUUAAACUUUUGCCCAAUUGUAAGCCUUUUUUCAUAUCUCUUAAAGCAUUACAGCUAAAAAGCUCUUAGUUUCUAUCCAACAUUCUUCUAAGAUUCCUUAAUUUUACAAUAUUUCUGUAAAUAGUCUUUAAAUUUCUUCCAGUCUUCUUUCACCGACUCUUCUCCCUGGUCUCGGAUUCUGCCAGUCAUUUCCGCCAGUUCCAUGUAGUCAAUCCGGCAACAGAUUUAUUCUUGAAGUUCUCUUGGGUCACUGUGAAGAAGGCAGCUGUUUCUGGAGUAGAGCAUUUCUUUUUAACCAACAGCUGCAUUUGCUUUCUCACCCCCUGGGAAGAUUUAGAUCAGCCUUUCUCAAGCUUGGGUCCCCAGAUGUUGUUGGACUACAACUCCCAUCUCUGCCUUACUGCAGGGCAGAUUUGAGGGUAAACCAUAUGCGGAACGAGUCUGCCCCUGUGGCUUGAUGGAGGUAGAAACUGUCUCUCAUGCCUUGUUACGCUGCCGUUUCAACGGGGAUAUACGCUUGGUAUUUAUUACCCCUGCUAUGCGAAAAUCUCCAAAUGAAUCCGAACUUCAAUGUCUAAAAUCCCUGGUAGAGGACAAGGAUCCUGAGAUCAUGUUAAGUGUAGCCAAAUUCUGUGUGAUUGCCAUAAAACGUAGGGAACAAGCUGUGCUAUAAUAAUGAUUAAGGCCUUAAAUGAUAAUUUUAGGUUGUAUGUUAGUGACUAAGUUUUAAUUUAUACAUUUUUUAACUGUUGCUAUAUCUGUAUUGUCCCUGUUAUACCUAACUGCAAAUUCAAAUGUAUCCCUACCGUGUUUUAUGACUUCCUUGAUAUGUGGGCUGGAGCUGAUCUGUGACCGAAAUAAUAAAAUUCAUUCAUUCACAACUCCCAUCGUCCUUAUCUAACAGGACCAGUGGCCUGAGAUGAUGGGAUUUGUAGUCUAAGAACAUCUGGGCGACCCAAGUUUGAGAAAUGCUGAUUUAAAUUCUUGUUAGAUCUGAGUGGGUCUCAUGGGAGAUUUGGGGAGGCUACUGUGGCGCUGGAUAAAUGACUUCAUUGAUACUGAUUUUGAAUCGGCUGUUGAUUGAUUCUCACUUAGCUUGACUUGCAGAGCAUUUGGUAGCCUUGAGAUUACUUUUCGUGGCUUGUAAAGAAGGCUAGUUGCACACGCACACACAAGUGUGUGUGUCUUCCCUGUCCCCAUUUUGGACAACAGAAAUAAACCGAAUUGUCCAAAUGCUUGUCCUCUUGAAAAGAUUCUCCCUUAACCCGCAGGCUCCCCAGGUCACAGGACUCUGAAAGCAUCUUUCAGCUCCAAGAGGAAGGCCUCUGAUGAUGUGGCCGGGGCUGCUGAACUUUCAGCCAAGAAGAGGUACGUAGGAAACUGCCAUACGCAAAGCAGGACCACUGGUCCACCUAGUUCAGUGGUGUCAACACUGACUGGUAGCUGCUUUCCAGGUGUUUCAGGCACCUGGAGAUCACCUGGAGAUGCCAGGAUUGAAACAUCUGCACCCACAGCUAAAUUCUUUCCCCGUAUUCGGAUUCCCGUAACCUCUGGAACCAGCUGGGCUUGUCUAGCCUGGGUAGGGGGUGCCCUCCAGCCUCCCUUGGAGCACCGCCCAUUUGGAUUGGGACCCAGGGCCAGCUCAAAAGGUUGCAGGGACUUAUUUGGGAAGACCCCCUCCCUUGGUGUAUCCUCACUGCUCUUGUUACAUCAGGCAACCUCUUUGCGUGGCAAGUUCCCGCCUCCCCCCUCAGAAAUAAAGACACGAGACACAAGAAUUCAAGUUAAUGGGUCAAAUUAGGCCACAACUUUAUUGAUUACAGGAAUUGAGCGGUAUUGGCUUAGGCAUUGGUCCUAACAACUAACCGGCUUCAGCCUGAUUGCAUGAAGGCUGGUAAGGGUUAACCACCAGUGGGAGGAGUCCUGUUGAGGCACGUCAACUAGGAGGUCCCCCUGACGUCACCGCGUGGGGGCGUGCCGUGGGCCCACACCUCCUUAGGCUUAGGACAAGGCCACGCCCCCCGGAAUCCUUUACCAGACUACCCUUGCUUGGGGGAAGGUGAUGGCGCUCCUUCCCCCCUUCAUUUGCAUAAUAAUAGGACAGUACCCCUACCAAUGCCUAACCGCCAAUACCGAAGAGUUGUGAUGGUUUGCUACGAGGUAGGCAAAAACCAAAUGGCUGGAGCCAAUCUGCCAUUUGGGAAAAAUUCCUACCAGGCCCCUUGCCGGCGACCAACCAAAGUCCAUAGCAACGUCAGAGAGCCUAGCCUAACAGGUGGAAGGGGAGGGAAAACCUGGUCAGCUGCGGCACGGGAAAGAGGGAGACCCUCGGCCGCGCCAGACCUAAGUAAGGCGAGGCCACCCACCCCCCGAGCCAGCUGAUUGGCUGGCCUGGGGAAUGACGCGUCCGAGGAUUCCCUGGUAUCGCGGGGGCUGGAGCCUGCAACCCCACCUCCUCCCUAGCUCGGAAGUGGCUUUUUCAUAGCUCAGAGCCCGUUUCUGUGCAGGUUCUGGUGAGCAGCUGCCCCAGGUGUAUUGUGUAUGGCGGGGGGGGCUGGUCAAAUGGAAAGGCCAGCAGGUUUCCCCCACCGCUGCUCCUCUCCCUCCUCAUUUCUACCACCCGCUUGCUUGCCAGGCGGAGAGUUUCCCCUGCCUCUUGAAAAGCGGUUUAUAAAUAAAUUAAAUCUGAAAACCUGGUAAAUCGCUCAUCCCAUCCUUUUCCUCCUGUUCCCCACUGCCAGGAGGUCAUCCUUGGAUCCAGCAAACUCUGAUCCCUUUGGGGAUGCUGCGCCCCUGUUUGAUCGACCAGCGGAUGUGGGUCCCUCGCAAGGUAAUGAUAUCGUGACCCACAAAACACACCUUGCUCAAAGAGGUGCUUGUUGCAUGCAUUUCACAGCAGGGCUCAGUUACCUGAAAUUCUAUGGCUCUAUGCAAAUGUAAACUGGUAGUCGGUGCUGUGUGUUUUUACUACAGCUAGCACGUUGUUGUUUAGUCGUUUAGUCGUGUCCGACUCUUCGUGACUCCAUGGACCAGAGCACGCCAGGCAAUCCUGUCUUCCACUGCCUCCUGCAGUUUGGUCAAACUCAUGCUGGUAGCUUCGAGAACACUGUCCAGCCAUCUCGUCUUCUGUCGUCCCCUUCUCCUUGUGCCCUCCAUCUUUCCCAACAUCAGGGUCUUUUCCAGGGAGUCUUCUCUUCUCAGGAGGUGGCCAAAGUCUUGGAGCCUCAGCUUCAGAAUCUGUCCUUCCAGUGAGCACUCAGGGCUGAUUUCCUUAAGAAUGGAUCGGUUUGAUCUUCUUGCAGUCCAUGGGACUCUCAAGAGUCUCCUCCAGAGCACCAGAAUUCAAAAGCAUCCAUUCUUUGGCGAUCAGCCUUCUUUAGGGUCCAGCUCUCACUUCCAUACAUCACUACUUGGAAAAGCAUGGCUUUAACUAUACGGACCUUUGUUGGCAAGGUGAUGACUCUGCUUUUUAAGAUGCUGUCACAGCUGCCUGCAUUUUUUGAUUCCUGAUGUUGCAGCUUCCGAGCUUCAAAAUUCACUGCUAUGCCACAGCUGGCUGCAUGCAGACCUAAUCUGUGGAUUAAUUGUUUAAAAGGCUGGCGACGAUGGAUCAGCUACAGAUUCCUGAAUCAGCGCUUACAUUAAAUUGUUACAUCAGUGUUUGUUUUAAGAAGGAAGGCAAUAGGCUUGCCUUUAAGAAGCUGAAGCUCUGUUGUCUCGCCUGUCUUCCUUUGUCAAGUUGUCAUCCAUCUGUCUCGAGAGGCAAUGGAGUGCACCUCCAGGGGUGAACUCAAACUGCUGUGUUAGGAUCACACUGAAGUGACUUCCCUGGGGCGCAAAACUGGGCAGUGUGUAUUGAGGUCUUGGGGUGCCUAGAUGACACUGCUGUGGUCCAAAGGAAUUCAAUAAACACACAAGACGUAACCGGCUGUACGUUUGAAAAAAUAAUAUAUACUAUUCAUUGUAUUGAAUUGUAGAUUUCAACAGAAGUAGCUCAUAAAGUUCAACGAAAAAAGCAGAAGACCCGGUGUAUCAGUUCAUUCUCUAAUCAGUUUAUGCAUAAGGUCCAUAGCUACUACUACGCUAUAAGAUCCACUGUCCUGUGAUAUCAUAUAUGAGUUUAUACUACUGAUGAAGCCCAAGACGGCGAAACAAGGCUAAUAUUCCAGAAGUCCUUGUCUUAGACUCUGUGAAAUGAUUCUGUGGAACUGCAACAACCUUUUGUGUGGAUUGUUGGACUCUAUGAACAGACAGGUGGAAUAGACACUUUCACAUAUAUGGACCUUAUGCAUAAGUUUGGACCCACCUCGUCCCAAAAAAACACACAAAGUCACCCCAAAGUGAUGUUUUGCUCCGCCAUCUUGAUUCAAAAUGGCGCCCAAACGGUCACGAAGACUGCUGCCCUCAACUUUGGGGACCUAACACGCUUAAUCAGCCUCUUGAGUUGCCCAGAACAGUGUUCAUGGGAAGCAACCCAUAAACGGAACGAAAUAAACUUGUGUUCUCCCUACGCAGAUCCUACAAGCCCUGCUCCUGUUUCUCCCAAAGGACCUUCCAGUCCGUUCUCCGAUCUAGGGCGCCUCCCCGGAGACCCAUGGACCCCGGCUGUGAAAACUCAGAGGAGAAGGAGCAGCGGCAGAAAACGCCCCCAAAGGUGGGGUUGCAAGUGGGUUUUUCCAUGGAGGGCGGGAGGGAGGAGCUAUGGUGGGGGCGAUGUUGAUGAUAGGAAGACUUUGUCGUAUGCAAAGAUGUGGAAGCUUCCCUCCCCAAAAGCCCUGAGAGGGGGAGGUGAGAAUUUUCCCACUCCGUGUUUUGCUAUUCUUGUAGUCUGUUGUGUUUUUGUAAUGUUUUGCUAGUUGUCCUGGGUUCUCUUUGGAAGAGCAAGGUACAGAAGUGGACCAAUAAAUAUCAGCUUCAGAUAGGAGGGUUCGUGGGCGCGUGGGAACCCUGACCCACAGGCUAAAUGUGCCCCACCACCUUCUCAUUUUACCCAGGGGGCCAUUUCUCCUAGACCAUGGGUAGGCAGACUAAGGCCCGGGGGCCGGAUCUGGCCCAAUCGCCUUCUCGAUCCAGCCCACAGACGGUCCGGGAAUCAGUGUGUUUUUACAUGAGUAGAAUGUGUGCUUUUAUAAUCUCUGGGUUAUUUGUGGGGCGCAGGAAUUUGUUCAUUCCCCCCAAAAAAAAUAUAGUCCGGCCCCCACAAGGUCUGAGGGACAGUGGACCGGCCCCCUGCUGAAAAGGUUUGCUGACCCCUGCCCUAGACUACACCUGUGCGUGUCCUGUGCUUAAUAAUAAUAAUAAUAAUAAUAAUAAUAGUUUAUUAUUUGUACCCCGCCCAUCUGGCUGGGUUUCCCCAGCCACUCUGGGCGGCUUCCACAAAUACACUACAAAUACACCAAAAAUACACUAAGAUAUCACACAUUAAAAACUUCCCUGAACAGGGCUGCCUUAAGAUGUCUUCCAAAUGUCAGGUAGUUGUUUGUCUCUUUGACAUCUGGUGGGAGGGCGUUCCACAGGGUGGGCGCCACCACCGAGAAGGCCCUCUGCCUGGUUCCCUGUAGCUUUGCUUCUCGCAGUGAGGGAACCGCCAGAAGGCCCUCAGCGCUGGACUUCAGUGUCCGGGCAGAACAAUGGGGGUGGAGACGCUCCUUCAGGUAUCUUGCGUAGUUUGUGUGCCCAAGCAGGUUCCCUGCAGGGAACAGGGUGACGCAUCUGACCCCUGCAGAAAGCAGGAUUUGAACUCCCAGCAUAUCAACUGAUGCAAGAGGAGUUCAAUCCUGCCUGUUCACAUUUUCCCUUCAUCUGUGAGGGCCACGUGCCAACUUUGAGAGGCAGCUGGGACCGCACUGAAAGCGUAUGGCUUUCCCCAAAGAAUCCUGGGAACUGUAGAGUAUGCCCUCGCAGAGCUACACUUCCCAGAACUACACUUCCCACAAUUCUUUGGGUGAAGUCACGUGCUUUCGAUGUACAUGUGACCAAAGCGUUGUGACUGCUUCGCUCUCUCCCCUUCCCUUUCAGGAAGCAUUCCGCUCUGACUCCCCCCUGCCGCUCGCCAGCGCCUUUUGAGCGGAAGGACACAGGGCGCAAGUCGUUGCGCAUCUUCUCCCGCAACAGCAAGGAUCAGGUGAGUCCUCCGGAGAGCUGGAGACCCUCACAUUCUCCAGGGCCCAUCUAUCCUCCUGUUUCUGUGCUUUCGUGCUUCUCGUUCCAGCCAGCAGUGGCAGCGAAUGGCUAGCAAUUUGUUUGUGAAAACUGGUUGUUCUCGCGGAGCUUUCCCUGACCUGCUGCUCUCCAGAUGUUUUGGGAUGCAAAACAAUCUGGUUAUCGGUCAUGCUGGCUAGGACCAAUGGGUGUUGUUGUCCAACAACAUCUGCAGGGCACCAGAAAAAUGAAAUACAGUGGUACUUCGGGUUACAUACGCUUCAGGUUACAUACGCUUCAGGUUACAGACUCCUCUAACCCAGAAAUAGUACCUCAGGGUAAGAACUUUGCUUCAAGAUGAGAACAGAAAUCGUGCUCCGGCGGCGCGGCAGCAGCAGGAGGCCCCAUUAGCUAAAGUGGUGCUUCAGGUUAAGAACAGUUUCAGGUUAAGAACGGACCUCCGGAAGGAAUUAAGUACUUAACCCAAGGUACCACUGUACGUGAGUGUCAUUUUGGACAGCUUCUUUCCAAAGUUCCUGCAGCCAAUCAGAAGCCACGCUUUGGUUUUCGAACGUUUUGGAAGUCGAACGGACUUUCGGAACGGAUUCUGUUCGACUUUGUUAUGUACUGAGUUGAAUAGGACCCAGAAUGCAGCAGUCUGAUUGGUCCUAGAACAAUAGGACCCAGAAUGCAGCAGUCUGAUUGGUCCUAGAACAAUAGGCCCCAGAAUGCAGCCGUCUGAUUGGUCCGCAGGAGCCACCCAAUCCAGCUCCAGGUGGAAGUGAAUCCACAACCUGAUUGGCCUACAGGAGAAUCCUGGAAUUAGCCAAUCACGUGCAGCCCAUUGUGUAAAUAAUGUAUAUAAAGCAGAUAUUUUGGGGGAGCUUUCAUUCCUCCUCACCACUAUGAGCUGAAUAAGGAGCAUGAAAUCCACUCUCGACUCCGAGUGUAUUUCAGACUUCCUAGGUACGACUGUAGUUGUUUCAUCCACUUUCGCCUCUGGACCUUCUUGCCUCUGGCAUGUGGCCCCCGAAAGGUUUCCUGCUAUGGAAUGUAGCCCUGGGGAAGUUUCCUCACCCAAGCCUCUGACUGGAUCUUUUGUUUUCUCUCCUAGCAACCGCUUCCUGCCUCCGCCAAAGCAGCACAACCAAACACCGGACUUCUGACGAAGAAGAUGGAGGCCGAGACCUUGGAAGUCCCAACAUCCCAGCAGAGAUGGGCCUGGCUGCAUUCACACAAGCUCAGAGAAAGUGAGCUAGGUCGGGUCUUGCUAAUCCUUGGCCUGUGGAUUUUUCCCGCGCAUCCAAUAAUAAUAGUAAUAAUUUAUUAUUUAUACCCUGCCCAUCUGGCUGAGUUUCCCAAGCCACUCUGGGCGGCUUCCAAUCGAGUGUUAAAAACAAUGCAGCAUUACAUAUUAAAAACUUCCCUAAACAGGGCUGCCUUCAGAUGUCUUUUAAAGAUAAGACAGCUGCUUAUUUCCUUCACAUCUGAAGGGGGGGCGUUCCACAGGGCGGGAGCCACUACCGAGAAGGCCCUCUGCCUGGUUCCCUGUAACCUCACUUCUCCUAUACUUAACGGGGCAAAGGAGAGGUUCAGCAAGUAUCGCAGGUGAAUGCCCAUUUCUCCCGACCUAGGAAAGGCACAGAGUCACCCUUACAAGAGGGCCUUCUGGCGGUUCCCUCGCUGCAAGAAGCGAAGCUACAGGGAACCUGGCAGAGGGCCUUCUCGGUGGUGGCACCCGCCCUGUGGAACGCCCUCCCACCAGAUGUCAAAGAGAAAAACAACUACCAGACUUUUAGAAGACAUCUGAAGGCAGCCCUCUUUAGGGAAGUUUUUAAUGUUUAACAGACCACUGUAUUUUAAUACUUUGUUGGAAGCCGCCCAGAGUGGCUGGGGAAACCCAGCCAGAUGGUGGGGUAUAAAUAAAUUAUUUAUUUAUUUAUUUAUUACCUCUCUUAGUGUCAGAAAGUUCUUCCUGAUGUUUAGUUGGAAGCCAUUGGUUCGAGUCCUACCCCUCCAGAGUAGGAGAAAACAAGCUUGUUCCCUCGUCAAUGUGGCAGCCCUUGAGAUAUUUGAAGAUGGCUACAGAGAACUACAAUUCCCAGAGUUCCAGGGAAGAGGGAUUGAUGGUUCUACCAUGGGAACCCCAACCCUAAUCUGUCCUUACUAGAUAGGCAAAAGAAAACCACCAAGACAGCUAUAAGCCUUGUGUGUGUGUUGGGGCAAUAUGGUCCUUAGGUGGCCUUGGGUGGUGAUGGCAGUGGUGGUGAGGCUACCUCUGCUGGGCCAUUGACAACUCCCAGCCUUUGCCAACCAGGUGCCCUCCAGCUUUCGGACUACAACUCCCAUCAGCACCAGCCCGGCACAGAAUUGUAGUCCAAAACACCCAGAGGGCACCAGGUUGGCCAAGGUUGCUGAAGCCCAACCAGUGCUUUUUGUCGUUUGAAACAAUUGCAAACAACCUCCUUCCUUGGAGGUUUCUAAGCAGAGGUUGGACGGACAUCUGCCAUUGAUGCUUUAGCCGAGAUCCCUGCAUUGCAGGGGGCUGGACUAGAUCAGGCAUAGGCAAACUCGGCCCUCCAGAUGUUUUGGGACUACAACUCCCAUCAUCCCUAGCUAACAGGACCAGUGGUCCGGGAUGAUGGGAAUUGUAGUCACAAAAACAUCUGGAGGGCCGAGUUUGCCUAUGCCUGGACUAGAUGAAUCUCGGUGGUCCUUUCCAACUCAACAAUUCUAUGAAAGUCCCGCAGGUAAAGACAACCAAAUUCAUUCGGUGUGAGAUCUUGGGCACUUGAACUCAUGUUCAGAUGAGCAUGCAGAAGCUCAUCUCGUAUUUACCGGGUGCCACAGGACUCUGUACAGCUGCAUGGCAUUAAACAAGACUCCCUCUUCUCUUGGGAUGUGUUAUUUUUUAGGAUCUACAAGCCAGCCAUACAGCAAAAAUGCUUGCGGGCCUAGCUGCACAAAUCCAGAGGUUGGAGAUGCUGCGGCGAGAUGUAAACACAGGGCUGGGGGAAAUCCCUGUUCGGAUGCUGUCAGCUAUGCACAUCAGGAGCCAGAUAUGGACGCCUUGGUAGCGGAAGCCAAACUGCCAGAUUCUCUACCCAGACAGCGCCAUGUUCUACGGCGGUCAGUGAGCUGGCCCGAAGAGCUUUCAGUGAGGGCUGCCGCAGAAGACAGCGAAAUGGAUUUCUCCCCUUCUGUCGGCCCAGGAGCGCAUCAUGCCCAGAGCUUCGGCCUAGCCGAGCCAGAGCAGCCUGACAUGGAAGUAUUAGUGGCGGGCAUGAGGCAACUGGGCAUCCCCACUGUUUGUGUCACACUGGCAGAUAGCUGCCCAGAGAAUAGGCCACAAAGGAUGCUUCCCUCGGAUCCUGGCUCCCCCAGCACUCUGGCCGACCGCUUCCGCCACCUCCCCGAGGCUCCCAAAACCGGCCUCAAGCGCCUGACCCUCAGCUUCCAGCGGGCAUCGCCCCAGCCCGACAAAGGGUCGGAGGCCGCGAAGCUCAGCGUUCCCAAGCGCAAGGCGGGGCGUCGCUUUGGCCGGUCCGUGAGCCACGAGAGCGGCCUGCCGUUGCAGGCCGGACAGGAGGUGCAGCCUGGGCACGCGGCGACAAAGGGAGCCCCCGAGCUGCCCGCCAGGAGCCCCUUGCUGUCCUUCAAGGCCUACGGGCGGCAGAUCUGCAUAACCCGAAGAAACAUCAUGAUGUCUCUGGCCGGGCUGCGUGGCAAAAGGGAGGUGGCGAGGUCUCCGGAUUCCGGCCUGCCAAGCCAGGAUCCCCCAAGCGCCAACUGGAGCACCUGCUAG